AUGGCUGGGCUCACGCGCCUGCAGUGCCGGUCGUUGAUGCGGCUGUCUGGGAAAGCGACUCCCCUCGUCCACCAACAGUUCACUAACACACCGCCGGCGAGGCAGGCCUCCACGCAGGCUGCAUCAGAUGGAUCCAAGAAGGAGCGUAUCGUCAUUCUCGGCUCCGGCUGGGCUGGAUACGCCGUCGGUCGUACCCUCAAACCGUCCAGAGCAACUCGCAUCCUCAUCUCACCUCGCUCUCACUUCGUCUUCACUCCGCUCCUGGCUUCGACCUCGGUUGGGACGCUCGAAUUCCGAGCCGCCAUCGAGCCCGUCCGCCGCCUCAACCUGGAUGAAUUUCACCAGGCAUGGGCGUCCGACAUCGACUUUCAACGCAAGGUCAUUCGCGUAGAGGCCAAUACACGCGGCGACGUCGGCGCCGUCACGGGUGUGCAGCUGACCAAGGGUACCGAGUUCGAAGUGCCCUACGACAAACUUGUACUCGCCGUUGGGUGCUACAGCCAGACCUUUGGCAUCGAAGGUGUUAAGGAGCAUGCCUGCUUCCUCCGCGAUAUCGGUGACGCUCGCAUCAUACGGCUGAAGGUCCUGGCUGCCUUCGAAAAGGCGAGCCUGCCCACGACAAGCGACGAAGAGCGGCGCAAGCUACUGCACUUUGCCGUUGUCGGCGGCGGCCCCACGGGCAUCGAGUUUGCUGCUGAGCUGCACGACUUGGUGAGAGAUGACUUGUCAAAGCUCUUUCCUGAUCUGAAGCGCUUCGUCGCCAUCACCAUCUACGACAUUGCGCCAAAGGUCCUGCCCAUGUUCGACCAGAGUCUGGCCAAUUAUGCCACCGAGAUGUUCCGACGUCAGGGCAUCACCGUGAAGACGGAGCACCACCUGCAGCGGAUACGACGCGAGGGCGACUAUCUCAUGUUGAAGGUGAAGGAGUUGCCCGAUGAGGUUGGAGCUGGAGUCGUCGUCUGGAGUACAGGCCUGACCCAGAAUCCGCUGACCAGUCACUUGUUGGGCCGCGAAAUCGAAGGACUAGGCAAGAUCGCCAAGGACCCUCGCACGGGCGGCAUCGUCACGGACGAACACAUGCGCGUACAGCUUGAGCCUGUGCAAAGUCAGAACGCCGAUGGAGCACCUUCGGACGCCGGAUCGCCGACCACGACGCUACCAGAUGUCUUUGCCGUGGGCGACUGCACUGCCGUCAAGGGGCGCAACUACCCGGCUACGGCCCAGGUGGCCAGCCAGCAGGCGGCGUACCUGGCCAAGCAGCUCAACAAGGGCGAAGCAGAUUCACCCUCGUCGCCGCCAUUCAAGUUCCGCAAUCUCGGCACGAUGGCGUACCUUGGCAGCUGGCGGGCCAUUCACCAGAGCGGCAAGGACGAGCUCAAGGGCCGCGCGGCGUGGAUCUUAUGGCGAACCGCGUAUCUGACCAAGAGCAUGAGUAUCAAGAACAAGAUCAUGAUCCCAGUGUACUGGCUGAUUACCUGGAUUUUCGGGCGGGAUAUCUCGAGGUUUUGA
Messenger RNA from Purpureocillium lilacinum, 1509 nucleotides. RefSeq lists its product as uncharacterized. The record is from RefSeq and is a predicted model, not a curated record. NCBI's taxonomy places the organism in Eukaryota, Fungi, Ascomycota, Sordariomycetes, Hypocreales, Ophiocordycipitaceae. Gene Ontology annotation, molecular function: NADH dehydrogenase activity.